AUGGCGAACCGCGGCCUCAUUCCAAUUCUGGUCACGAUGAUGCUCGUGACCGGAGUUUGCAACACUAUUCUCAACAAGUUUCAGGACAUGCAAUGUGUACGAAACUGUGACUCGCCCAAUCCAAAGGAUCGGAAGCUGUUUGAGCAGCCCGUCAUUCAAACGGCUCAAAUGUUUGUCGGUGAAAUGGGCUGCUGGAUCGUUGUCGGAUUGUCGAUAAUCUAUAAACGCUUUGUGGCGCCUCGACUCACUGGAGACCCGUCUCCGCUAUUCGAGGGCGGCUAUCGGCCUGUUGGGGAGGAGGACGAAGACGAAGACCACACUCUUGACGGACGCGAUGGCCAUGGCCACAGGAAACCUGCACACGAAGAUGACGAUCGUAUCAAAUUGCGCGGCUGGCGGAUUUUUCUGCUCGCUGCGCCAUCUUGCUGCGAUAUCGCGGGCACUACCCUUAUGAACGUGGGCCUGCUCUUUGUUGCUGCUAGUAUCUACCAGAUGACCCGUGGAGCCCUCGUUCUUUUCGUCGGUCUCUUUAGUGUGAUCUUUCUCCGCCGCAAGCUGUUCCUCUACCAAUGGAGUGCGCUCUUCGUCGUCGUACUCGGUGUGGCCCUGGUUGGUCUUGCCGGUGCGCUGUUCAGCGGCGAAACUGGUCAUGAUAUCACCCAGGAUGACGGUCUCGUACAUGCUGAUGGAAGAACUCCUGAAGCGGUGCAGACUAUUAUUGGUGUUUUGUUGAUUGCCGCUGCUCAGAUCUUCACGGCGUCGCAGUUUGUUCUUGAGGAGUGGAUUCUUGAGAAUUAUGCCAUGGACCCGAUUCAGGUCGUUGGCUGGGAGGGUAUCUUUGGAUUCUCGGUCACCCUCAUUGGUAUGGUAGUACUGUAUCUGGCCAUUGGUAGUACUGAUGCCGGUCGGUAUGGAUACUGGGACAUGAAGGAGGGCUGGCACGAGAUUAGCACGAACCGCGCGGUGGCGAUCUCGAGUAUCAUGAUCAUGAUUAGCAUUGGUGGCUUCAACUUCUUCGGCCUUUCCGUCACCCGCACCGUCUCUGCCACCUCCCGCAGCACGAUCGAUACUUGCCGAACUCUGUUCAUCUGGCUUGUUUCUCUGGGUCUAGGCUGGGAGUCAUUCAAGUGGCUCCAAGUCGUUGGCUUCGGACUGCUCGUAUAUGGCACCUUCCUCUUCAACGAUAUCAUCCGUCCCCCUCUUAAGGCGUGCCUUCCCUCUAACCGGAGGGAGGGCCAGGUACUACUUCCAGAGGAACCCAUCGAGCAUAUGUAG
Penicillium brasilianum is the source of this 1275-nucleotide messenger RNA. Lineage: Eukaryota; Fungi; Ascomycota; Eurotiomycetes; Eurotiales; Aspergillaceae. The record is from the annotation of a GenBank genome assembly.